Penaeus monodon (black tiger shrimp) is the source of this 314-nucleotide messenger RNA. RefSeq lists its product as uncharacterized. Lineage: Eukaryota; Metazoa; Arthropoda; Malacostraca; Decapoda; Penaeidae. Gene Ontology annotation, biological process: transmembrane transport; monoatomic anion transport. The record is from RefSeq and is a predicted model, not a curated record. Gene Ontology annotation, molecular function: transmembrane transporter activity.
GCAAAACUUCAGACUUUCAAGAUAAUGAGGAAGGAGGAGAACGUAGUGCAGAAGGCGAGAUGAUCUGGGACGAGAGAACCCAAGGAUUUGUGUUGGCAAGCUUCUUUUACGGGUAUGCCACUACUCAGAUUCUGGGGGGUCGCCUGGCGGAGCUCUAUGGGACACGAUGGGUGUUUGGAACCUGCAUCCUGGCGGGAGGUAUUUGCACCAUCCUUUCCCCCAUCGCGGCUCGUACUCAUUACAGCAUCUUGAUUGCUCUCAGAAUUACUCAGGGAAUAUUUCAGGUGAUCUAGACUCGGGCGUGGAUGCCAUGU